AUGGUUGAUGUCAAACGUGUUAUUUCAAAUGAUGAUAUAAUAUCCGUAUAUCGAGUGGCAUUGAGCGAACGACGAUUAGUAGCAUUGAGCAAAGGACAAUCAGUAGCAUCGAGCAAAGGACGAUUAGUAAUAUCGAGCAAAGGACGAUUAGUAAUAUCGAGCAAAGGACGAUUAGUAGUAUCGAGCAAAGGGCAAUUAGUAAUAUUGAGCAAAGGACGAUUAGUAACAUCGAACAAAGGACGAUCAGUAGCAUCGAGCAAAAGACGAUUAGUAGCAUCGAGCGAACGACGAUUAGUAGCAUCGAGCAAAGGGCGAUUAGUAGUGUUGAGCAAAGGACGAUUAGUAACAUCGAGCAAAGGACAAUCAGUAGCAUCGAGCAAAGGACGAUUAGUAAUAUCGAGCAAAGGACGAUUAGUAACAUCGAGCGAAGGACGAUCAGUAGCAUCGAGCAAAGGACGAUUAGUAAUAUCGAGCAAAGGACGAUUAGUAGCAUCGAGUGAAGGACGAUUAGUAGCAUCGAGUGAAGGACGAUUAGUAAUAUCGAGCAAAGGACGAUUAGUAACAUCGAACAAAGGACGAUCAGUAGCAUCGAGCAAAAGACGAUUAGUAGCAUCGAGCGAACGACGAUUAGUAGCAUCGAGCAAAGGGCGAUUAGUAGUGUUGAGCAAAGGACGAUUAGUAACAUCGAGCAAAGGACGAUCAGUAGCAUCGAGCGAAGGACGAUUAGUAAUAUCGAGCAAAGGACGAUUAGUAACAUCGAACAAAGGACGAUCAGUAGCACCGAGCAAAGGACGAUCAGUAGCAUCGAGCAAAGGACGAUUAGUAAUAUCGAGCAAAGGACGAUUAGUAGCAUCGAGUGAAGGACGAUUGGUAAUAUCAAGCAAAGGACGAUUAGUAGUAUCGAGCAAAGGACGAUCAGUAAUAUCGAGCAAAGGACGAUUAGUAACAUCGAGCGAAGGACGAUCAGUAGCAUCGAGCAAAGGACGAUUAACUCUGUAUUCGGUACGUAGAAUAAUUUUAAAUACAUUUGACUAUAUCAAGUACCGAUUUAUUUCAUCAUCUGAAAUAACACGUUUAAACCCACCACAAUAA
Molecule: messenger RNA, 1092 nt
Organism: Bombus impatiens (common eastern bumble bee)
Lineage: Eukaryota; Metazoa; Arthropoda; Insecta; Hymenoptera; Apidae
Product: micronuclear linker histone polyprotein-like
Exons: 2
Coding region: 1-1092 (363 amino acids)
Source: RefSeq, a predicted model, not a curated record